Hydractinia symbiolongicarpus is the source of this 1014-nucleotide messenger RNA. RefSeq lists its product as uncharacterized. The record is from RefSeq and is a predicted model, not a curated record. The transcript is spliced from 2 exons. Bases 244 to 735 code for a protein of 163 amino acids. Lineage: Eukaryota; Metazoa; Cnidaria; Hydrozoa; Anthoathecata; Hydractiniidae.
CUCAUAUAACAUAAUACGGUUAGUAAAAUUUGUAAGAAAAAAGCCGAUUGCUUAGUCAAUAAAGGUAUCUUUUAACAGCUCGAGCCGACAUUUUAUUUUUGUGCCUCCUUGAAUGAAACUUGGAUUAACUAAAUACUGGUAAGACUACACACUUAUCAAAUUAGCCACCUCAGGUUAUAUGUAGUCUUAUGUCUCGCACAUAAUAAAACAAUUGACAUUUUAUCUCCUUAUGUCAAGUGCAGUAUGGAUCGGAAUAAUUUCAUCUUGUCCAUGUUCGCUGUCCUUCUUAUGACGCACGUGGUUUUAUGUAAACCCACAAGAAAAUCACAUCCAGUGAAAGUAGAUCACGCAUUACUGCUGCGUCAGGCUUUAUCGUUGGAAAUAAAGAAAGUAAUGAACAAAAAAGAAAAAGUUAUUUUUGAGUAUACUCCUGAAUCAACUAAAUCGGAUAGCAAAACUGGCGAUAUGUACUGCAAUGAUCCACAAGCACCAUGUAAAUGUAGAAAGGUCUAUGCAAUAUAUGGAACAGCUGAUUUUGUAGAAUAUACAUGCGACGCGAGUAAAAACAAGGCCAAUGAAAAUGUACCACGUGGGUUUCAAUGUAUCCAGCUAACUGGGAGAAAGCUUGUUCCAUUUUUGAAGAAAAGCGAAAAUGGAGUACAACGAUUUGGGUUGAAAAGGUUAAUCGUAGACACUGGUUGCGAGCUGAGAUGCGUAGGGAAAGCUUGCAAGUAGGCGAUAAAAGUUAACGUCAAAGAUCUAAAAGAUACAAUGCAAUCGAUAGCAGUUUAAUUUAUUUAUUUAUUUAUUGAGAGCAAAUGUUGAGAAUGGUUUAAAGAAAUGAAACAAAGGGAUGUUGGCCUAACAUAUAUAAAUUUUCGUGCUGGAUGCGAAAUUUCAAGUAUUUAUUUCUGAUUUGUAAAUUUCAACAAAAAUGUUUUGUAGUAUUAACAGUUUUAUUUAUAUAAAAAUAUUUUGUACAGCUAGCUAUUCUAAUAAAUGAAAGAUACAACU